Molecule: messenger RNA, 1032 nt
Organism: Tetrahymena thermophila SB210
Lineage: Eukaryota; Ciliophora; Oligohymenophorea; Hymenostomatida; Tetrahymenidae
Exons: 1
Source: RefSeq, a predicted model, not a curated record
AUGAAAAAAUAAGAUUCAAAAAAAACAAUUCCUUUGGUAGCUAAAAAGGCAGAAAUUAUUUUUUCUUUACCUAAUUGCUAACCUACUGGCUCCUAUUAUCUUCCUUAAAUCAAUUAAUAAAAUGGAUAUUUUUAAUAAAAUCCUAUUACAAACAAUUAAAAUUAAACAACUUAAUAGUAAGUAAAUUAAACUAAUGGAAUGAUUCGAUCUGCAUCAGGGACUGCAUUUCAUCCUUCUUAAUAAUAGUCCUAAAGGACUGUCUCAGAAAUACGUAAAGUUGGAUCUUAAAAAGUAUUAUCUAGAGUUAAUCAUGGUCUGAUUACUAAUGGACCAUAAACUCAAUCUUAAACAUAACUUCCUUAGGCUCAAGAGAAUAAAAAAACAAAUAUUCCUCCAACUACUCCAUUCAUAAAUUUAGAAAGAGAUAACUAUGCUUAAGAUAUAGCAAGAAGAAAGCUAUUUAUGCAAGAUUUGCACAGCGAUUUACAUACUAAAUAAUAUAUUUCUGAAAUCAAUUAGAUUUCUAAGCAACCUCCUAAAAAGAAAACUCGUCGUCAUAAAACAAAAUUCCAUAUAGUGAAAACAAAUAAGAAUAUAGAAAAGCUUUCUAAUAUAAUUUGCAAUUUCAUUUAAGAUAAUAAGAAAUUUACUGGAUCAGACGUUGCAGUUGUGCCUUAAUAUGAAAAAAAUGCUCCGUUUGCUUAAAGUACACUAGAUUUUGCGGAUUAAUUAAUUGAAGAUAAAUAGCAUUUUAAAGAAAAGUAUGGGUUUGAUGAAAAUAAUUUAAGAAGAAACAAAUGUGUGCUUGAAUAAGUAGUUUUAAAUAGGAUGGAAAAGCGUGUUCGUACAAGAGAAAAAAAUUAAUAGCUUAAAAAAGCAAAGCAAGGUAUUCCAGAUAACCCAUAUUAUUAUGAUGGUAAUAGUUAAUCAAUAGAUGGAGAUGAUAUAAUAGCUCGUUUAGAAAAACCUGUUGAAAAUAAAAACAUAUAGCUUGCACUACCAAAAAUAUAGGAAACCAAUGAAGAAAAUUGA